This is a messenger RNA of Alternaria alternata, 826 nucleotides long. RefSeq lists its product as hypothetical. The record is from RefSeq and is a predicted model, not a curated record. Bases 114 to 632 code for a protein of 172 amino acids. NCBI's taxonomy places the organism in Eukaryota, Fungi, Ascomycota, Dothideomycetes, Pleosporales, Pleosporaceae. The transcript is spliced from 2 exons.
CCGCCGCGGCACAAUUGAAUGGAGGGCCUGCUACGCGAAAUAAUACAUCUGCCAUCUCCCCAUCACCCAGUCACAUCAACCGCAACCGCAAUUCAUCACCGCCAAACUUCAAGAUGAGCCACCCAACACAUCCCGCGACAGUGCACUUCCCCAUCACAACCACCCUACUCACGGGUGGUCUGGAUGCGGUAUACUUCCUCUCGAAGUACGCACCGACGUCUAGCGCUGUGGCCUCGGCCUUCAAAACCCUAGAUAUCGCCAUAAACCCGACCAUCUUCCCCCUUCUAUCCUACUACACCACACUCCUCACGCUCCUCUUCUCCGCGCCCGCCGUCGCGACCGGCAUGUACGAAUUCAUUCCCCUUGUCAAGCGCGACGGCUUGAAGUCGAAGAAGGCACAGGUCGGUGCGCUACACGCUGUCAUCAACGAUGUAACGGUGAUUGGUGCGGCCUUCAACUGGUGGACGCGCAGGAGCAAUCCCGGCAUGGUGCCGAGUGACACAAACAUCUUGAUCAGCAGUGUCAUUGCGCUGCCGGCUACCAUGUUCGCGGCCUACUUGGGCGGCAGUCUAGUGUAUGUAUAUGGUAUGGGCUUCAGGGGUGGACAAGCAAAGGCGAAGAAGGCGCAGUAGACGUGAGAGAUACAAUGGAUGCUGGCUAUAUCACUGUCAAGAAGCAACGCGGGGUAAUGAAGUCUUAUGCAUUGGUACUCUGUUCCUCGUUGUAACUGAUCUGGCUUGUACAGUCAAAGCAAAGGAGCAGAGGAUACAAGGGGCAGAACAGUGAAAGUAAGGCACAAGAGGAUCAGAAGAGUGAGAAGUGGGAA